Molecule: messenger RNA, 2820 nt
Organism: Aplysia californica (California sea hare)
Lineage: Eukaryota; Metazoa; Mollusca; Gastropoda; Aplysiida; Aplysiidae
Product: renalase
Exons: 7
Coding region: 92-1171 (359 amino acids)
Cellular component (GO): extracellular region
Molecular function (GO): oxidoreductase activity, acting on NAD(P)H
Source: RefSeq, a predicted model, not a curated record
CCUUUGUUUUGUAAACACAUUUGCUGUUAUCUGUGUAUAAUCGGUCAUACUGGAGACCUAGACCUAGAUUCUAGAUUACCAAGCUCGACUCAUGUUACAAAAAAUGGCUAAAGUACUGCUGGUCGGCAGCGGCCUGACCGGUUCAGCCACGGCUGCGUUGUUAAGGCAAAAGCUACCUGAAAAUACCAGUAUCUCAGUGUGGGAUAAAGCCAGAGGAGCAGGUGGUCGCAUGUCCACGAGUCGAUGUCCAAAUGACUCAUCAAUUACCGUGGACCUUGGUGCUCAGUACAUCACACUCACACAGGAGUACAAGGCCAAGAGAAAGAGCUUGUACGAUGAGCUUCAGACACAAGGCAUCCUGGCCCCCUUGACAGGACAAAUUGAGGGCCCUAACAGUUUUGAUCAACCUGGAGCUGAGCAUUUUGUGACUCCAAAAGGGAGUUCUUCUCUUGUCAAAUUCUUUUUACAGAAAGCAAAUGCAUCUAUGAAGAAUGAGUGUCUAGUGACAGAGGUGUCGUUUAGUGACGGUGGCCAGGUGUCGGUGACUACGAGGGAAGACCUGACCGAAAGCUUUGAUGUUGUUGUCAUCACAAUGCCAGUUCCACAAAUCCUGCAGCUCAGAGGAUCUAUACACGACUGCAUAAACAGCAACUCAAGUGUGAAGAAAAAUCUACAAAAUGUUUCCUACUCAUCAAGAUAUGCCUUGGGACUGUUUUUCCCACCUCAGACAAAUCUCAAGUACCCUUGGAGUGCCAAGUAUAUCUCAGACAAUCCUUGUGUGCGGUACAUCGCUUUGGAUCAAGUAAAGAGAGGGACUGCUGACCCAAACCAAGGCCAGUCGCUAGCUGUUCACACCAAUGUCCCGUUUGGACUGGCUCACCUAGAGGAGGACGUGAACUCUGUGAAGGACGAGCUGUUGGCUAACGUGAGGAAAGUUUUACCUGACUUGCCAGAACCGAUGUUUGUGAAGCCACAAAAAUGGAGAUAUUCCCAGGUCCACAAAGCGUAUGAAGGAAGGCCUGGGUGUGUUACUUUGAGCACAAAUCCCUUGGUCAUUGUUGCUGGUGAUGGUUUCUCGGGCUCAACUUUUGAUGGAUGCUUGGAUUCUGCGGAAACAGUCGUGAAAAUAAUCCAAGAAAAUUUACACACUAGUACUUCUAGUGGACUUUGAUGAGAAGUGACCGUAGUCGUGCAGUUUUCUGUGACUAGGAUGAGGAACUUGCUGUGUAUUUUAACAGACAGAAGAGUUCAUAGAUUUGUGAGCAAAGUAUGAAGAAUGAAUAUGGUUUUGAUGUGACCUCUCUCGAAUGUUGACUCAUUGUGUGAUAUUGGGGUGAAGGUGUUAUAUCGUAUGCUUGACGGAAUCUAGAGUACGAUGGAUCUUUUUGUCUUCUCAUAUAAAAAAAGGCACUUUAAGCCCCAAAAAUAUGGAAGAGAAAAUUUAAGUGGGACUUGUGAAUUUUUUUCUGGAAGUAAUGGUUUAAGAUUUAUACCCCUAUCAACACAAUUAUUUCAUUUUGUGUUUUGUACACUUUUGACAUGAAAAGUGUGUUGACACUGUUGAAGUAAGUGAAGCUUGAGAUAGUGAGAAGGUUCUUGCUAAAUGAAACAGGCAUUGGAAUUCACAGGUCAUAGCUGUCACCCCCCAAAAAAAAAGCUUAAAUCUGUGUGAACCUACUUUAAAAGGAGAGCAAAAGAAUUCAGAGUUACUUACUUUUCUUGUGACUAUGACAAUACAUAGUAUCUGUUUGCAUUACCCCAUGUGAUAGAAAAAAUGUGUUGGUUGUUAAAGUAAAAUUGUGUUAAAAUGUAUUUGCAUGCAGUAACAGUUGUUCUCCAGAGAAUAAGCUUAAGUACAUGUAUAUUUGAAUAUGGACUUAUCUGUUAUGCUGCUGGCAUUAAUGCUGGUUUAUUUCUACCUCACUGGACUUGCAUUUGUGAGGGACGGUUAAAAGCAAUGUAAUACAAGUGAAGGGAUCAGAAAAAUAAAGGUAUAAGUUAUCUUGAGGUCAUUAUGAGAAAUAUGUUUUUUUUUAAAAAACAGCUGCACUUUAGCAUAAUAAUGAUAUACAACAGCGUUUGGGUAAUUUGGAAAGGCCAUGACUUUGUAAAGUGAUCCUGUCAUUUCAUUCAAAUGUCAUGUUGUGUAGUCUCCUUUGACGUGAAUUGUCAUGACGAGAACUUUAUUUUUAGCAAAAUGUGACUUAACAGUAUGACCUCUUCAAUUUGUUAUCACUCCAGAUGUUUUUCAUUUUGCAGUGUCCAGUAAACAAUGUGUUUUGAUGAAUUUUAAGUUUCCUUGUUGUACUCUGUAGAGUAAGGAGGUAAGCACAGAUUCUGGUGGAGCGAUCAUUAAACAUUUUUUACAGAAGUGUAGUCCAUCACAUAUCGGGAUGGUUAGUAAGACUAUCCUAUUCUGUUUGUUGAUGAUGAUGGCUACCAUCGUUCCAGUUCCCCUUGACCUGCAAACUCUCUUGUGUCAUACAAAAAUCCUUCAAAAGGGAAGCUCAAAGUGAAGUUUGGACAAAGGUAAUGAAGUUUCCAUUGUUUAAAACUUUUUUUAUGGGAAGUCGAUUUCUUUUCAUUUUUCCGCCUUUCUCCUCUCUCUUCACAUUAUUUUGAGCACAUGUCUGUGUGAGCCUAGGUACAAGUGUAGUGCCUUGAUUGUAGAGUGUGAGAAACACACAGCAGUACUUUGUGUGUGACUGCGGCAAGCCCAGACUUGGUAUUUUAUAUCCUGAAAACUGGAUUUGUCAAAUAAUUUGAAUCUGAAGUGUUAUUGAUAUAUUUUUCUCGCAGAAAAUAAAAAAAGAAUACAUA